Messenger RNA from Aphanomyces astaci, 654 nucleotides. RefSeq lists its product as hypothetical. Gene Ontology annotation, cellular component: centrosome; spindle pole; ciliary basal body. The transcript has 3 exons. Bases 22 to 432 code for a protein of 136 amino acids. The record is from RefSeq and is a predicted model, not a curated record. NCBI's taxonomy places the organism in Eukaryota, Oomycota, Saprolegniomycetes, Saprolegniales, Verrucalvaceae. Gene Ontology annotation, biological process: microtubule anchoring at centrosome; trans-Golgi to periciliary membrane compartment transport.
AUCACAAAACGACAACACAACAUGGAACCGCAGCGCGUCGGAGUUCGGUUCACGCCGCCGCUUGUGUCUGUCGAAUUCAAAUGCAGCGGCAAGCUCUACAUCCACGAGAUCGCUAUGGAUUCGUACCUUUCAAAGCACAGCGAUGUGGGGUCCCUGGUGCGGCAGCUGCAAUUGGACCACGCAGCGUAUGUAGACGACGUGUCCACAGCCCAGCUGACUCGACUCGUCCAAAAGAUCUUCCAGAAAGCGAAGCCCCUAGCCACGCUCCCGACUGCCGACUACAACAACGUGUCCGAGAACCAGCUGCGACUUGUCAAGGACAAAAUGGAUUCCGUGUUCUUGUCGAAUGUGCUCAAACCUGGAGAUCCUGGCUACGCCUACGACAAACAAACCGAGUUCAAACCAUCAGAAGCCAGUGACUGGGACGACUAGAAGUCUUCUAGUUGUUUGGACUGUGGGUGGGGUACAUACAUCAGCAGCCACGCGAUCGAAUUGCACAGCAAUACACCUAAACCACCAGAUAUACAUAGUACUCUUUCGAGUACAUGCCAUCACCAACUGUGCACUCAUGGGCUAAUUGCUACUCGAAUCCUACCAGCACCACAUACUCACCUGUAGUUGCAUCGUUGGUAAUGAAGUUGUUUGGCCAUCUGA